Molecule: messenger RNA, 1491 nt
Organism: Suillus discolor
Lineage: Eukaryota; Fungi; Basidiomycota; Agaricomycetes; Boletales; Suillaceae
Exons: 2
Coding region: 19-1491 (490 amino acids)
Source: RefSeq, a predicted model, not a curated record
CCUGACUCUACCCCAGUGAUGCAUCAGGCUUUACUUGUUCCCAAAGUCCUCCUGGAGAUAUUUGCCUAUGUGAAUAUAAUACCAUCUACUGAGACAACAUCGACCCAGGAAUUGCUUGCAGUGCUUGCAAGGACAUGCAAAAUCUUCCACGAGCCUGCGAUGGAUUUACUGUGGGCUGAAAUCGAUGGGUUAGAACCACUGCUGGGCUGUGUAGCGAGGUUACAUCCACUGAUAUAUCAUAGUGAUACAAUGUGGGACGAACCCUGGGCGAAAGGUGUCAAACCAUUAUCUGCCCAUGAGGCCUGUCAAUUUCUGCGUCACUCCUCUCGUAUACGCACAUUGGACAUACGAUCUGAUCAUCCGCACCUUCUCUCUGUCAUCCCCGCCGAGGCAUGCAUAUUUCCGAGGCUGAAGUCAUUAAGUCUUACCACCGUAUAUUUGAACCUCUUUCUGCCUCACAUGCUGCACCGAUGUCAUCUAUUGGGCGUCGAUGGGGAUCUGCAAUCUUUUGUGACAUGUUGCAUUGCUCUGGAGCAUUUAUACAUCUACACUCCCGAAUGGCGCCAGGCUGACAGCACAGCAAAUCAGAUGUCAUUGCUAUCCGAUAGGAUUCAUUGGUGCACGCGGCUUGUAACUCUUUCUUCUCCAAUGCUCGACUGGGCAACAUGGAAGCACCUCUCCCACCUCCCUACCCUUCGCAAAUUGGAAAUUGAACAAGCGUAUAAAGAGUAUCCUUCGCUGCCAAAACAAGAUAUCGUGAAUUUAUCAUUCCUUAACAUCACAAGGCUUUCCUUUCAAGAGCUCUACGAUGCUGGAGACAUCGUCACAGUCAUGCAACACUCACAAUUUCCCUCGCUGAAAGAGUUCGAGUUUGAAGCCAACUGUCUGUCUUCAGAAGAAGCCGAGCAACUCUUUCAUGCUCUGUCCCACUGCAAAGCGUGUCGGACUCUAGAAGAAAUCACCAUCCAUUGUCUUGAACACAAAUUCGACGGAAGCCAAUACGGCGAGUCUUUGACACCAAUUCUGCAUUUCCUUUGCUUUACACAGCUCCGAACCCUGAAGCUCAUGUUUUAUGAUUUCUGCAUCUACCUGGAUAAUGGCAUGCUCUUGCAAGCCAUGUCUACUUGGCUGCACAUCCGCACUCUGGAAAUCGAUGACGCAGGUGGCCCUUCUUCCGAAGUCUCCCUCCGUGGAUUAUUCACAGUGAUCGGUCUAUGUCCACAAUUGCAUACACUACAAGUUCCAAUCAAUAUUACAACUAUUGACAUCGAUCCUGAUGCCGAGCCAAUACAACAUACCUCCCUACGAUCGUUGGCUUUGGACUUAUCCGGAUUUCUAAUAGAUGCUGAAACUAUCGCUCGCAUCAUUUCCGCCUGGCUCCCUUGUGUCGACCAAGUUCAAAACCUAUAUUGUUUGAAUUGGGUUGAAGUCAACAAGUAUCUUAGAUCUUUGAGAAUGGCUACUGCGCCGUAUGUUGCGGGAGCCUCCUAG